Messenger RNA from Malassezia globosa CBS 7966, 2478 nucleotides. RefSeq lists its product as uncharacterized. The transcript has a single exon. The record is from RefSeq and is a predicted model, not a curated record. NCBI's taxonomy places the organism in Eukaryota, Fungi, Basidiomycota, Malasseziomycetes, Malasseziales, Malasseziaceae. Bases 1 to 2478 code for a protein of 825 amino acids.
AUGGCCAUGUACAGUCGCCAGGCUCCGGCUAUCCCGCCACGCUCUCAAGAUCGUGCGAGGGCCUCGGCAACACUGGAUGUAUCAAGCAAGAACCAUGAAGGUCAUGAUAUAGAUUUUAUUGCCCCGGGUGAUGCUAUUCCUGCUGCUGGGGCUGGCUCAGCUCCAGAGUAUGCACCUUCGGCUGCGUCCGAGGGCGAACCAGAGCAAGAGCCAGCGGCAGCGGUGGCAGCACAUACCGGUCCAUUGCCAUCUUCCAUGCCAGCGACGGUGCCUGACACAGAUGCCCCUGCGGAAUCCGCCCCAGGCGUUGCUGCUGCUGCACCCAGUGAAGUUGCCGGCAAGCCGCAGGCAAUAGCAACAAGUCGUCAAGUUGAUACACACAAUCUGACGACUGAGGGAGGCACUGGCUCCGUAAAUUCAGCGUCAGGUUUACCAUCAGCAGUACCUACUUCGAUCCCCACAAAUGACCAGCCGAGCGCUGAAGAAUCGCAGCCCUUAUGUGCUAGCAAUAAUCGGGACGGGUUUGUCGAAGAGCAUCUUCCUCCUUCAGAUGCACGUGUGCCUAGCGGCACAGACCAGGCGACAGAGUACCCCGCCAUGUCGCAAACGGGAAUGGUGUCUCAGCCUACGAUGGAGCAAGAUAGCGUCAAUCCCCAGGCCUAUGAGCAAUUGCCUGGUGAAGAGUCUUCAUUCACGUCUCACACGCCCUUUCAUACUGGCCCACAAGAUACGCAGGAGGCAGAGGCACCAAGGCAAGCACCUUUGGCUGCAUCACAAGAAUCGGCUUUUCCAACUGCUCCUUACGAGCCGCUACGUCCUCGGCGCCCAAGUCCCAAGAGCGUAACACGCUCUCUGCGCUUCAGCCCAUCCAUGCCGUCCAUGCGCAUGCGUGAAUCGCCUUUUGUCGGGCAUACAAUGUCGUCUUGGGGCACGAGCGUUCCUAUUGCUUCAGCACUGGAUCCCGUUGCGUCACUAGACACGCCGCAACAGCUUUUCUCGCAAGCUCCCGCAUCCCAGGCCCAAGUUCCCUCCUCAGCUGCUGUGUCUCCUGGAAUGACUCAGCAGGAGCACAGAAAUCCUCAAAAAUUGUCGAUUCGCUCGUCGCGCGCCACACUUACUAACAACGGUGCAAGGUUUGUGCCUGAAGACGGUGUGCCUCCUUACGCGGAGGGUGUUCAGAUGCGAGUUCGAAAUGCAGCAUCAACCGCGUCGCUGAGCAGCGCAGUCAGAUCAGGUGAUUUGGCGGAACAGCGAGCUGCUCGGGUGCCCGAAGGGACCUAUACGAUUUACGCACCUGAGCCACCAUCGCUUGUUCGCAAGGUGCCGAGACAGCCGCGUUCCCAAAUGAACGCCUCGUCCAUGUCCCUUGCGUCUGUUGAACCAGAUGCUCAGGCUCCUUCGUCCAUUCCACCGAGCGCAUCGAUGCCUUUGUCGCUCGAGACGAAUUCAUCAGACGGUCGUGAGUCAGUCGUGGCGGCCCAGGCACAUGCACGUGAGUCUGUGCCCCCUCAUGAUUCAGAUGCUUUCCACUCCAACACUGCUCCUUAUGCGCAUCAGCAUGCAGCUCCUUUGAACGAGGACUUGCACGUGACGCAUGAGCCCGUGUCAAUGCCAGCAUCUGUUGGCACUGCGUCGCAGAAGAUGCCCUUUGACGCUCCUUCAAGUUCGGAUGGUGAGCAAGCCGCCAAGCGCCAGGUUCCUCCGCCAGAAGGGGGUGUUGCCAACGACGUAUUUUCUCAGUCGGCGCCACAUUCGUACCCUGCGGAGCUGACUUCGGAUAUGGGCAAAGUGCAACCUCAUGUUCAACAGGGAUACAACGAAGGACUUGGCUUUGGCACUUCAGGCAACGGAAGCGGAGCAUUUUAUGACCCAAAUAUGUAUCAGCCAUGGGCACCAUCCGGCACAGGUACCAAUUCACAAAUGCGUGGCUCCAGCUCGAUGCCGCUGAUGUCAACUUAUGCUCAGCCGCAGUUGAAUGCUGCAAUGCCAAUGCCAACGAGCCCCACCUGGAAUGCGCCACCGUCAACCAUGAACUAUGCGGGUGCACCGUACGGUCAACCCAUGGGAACCAUGAUGUCGCCUUCGGGCAUGAUGGUCUCGGUGCCACCGCAACCGCCAGUGCCACAGCCAGGUGCGCCAGAUGCUAUGGGUAUGAGGCCGCCAUUUGCCGGCGCUGGCUAUAUGGUGCCCUCAACAAGCGCACCGAGUCUGCUGGACUCGCAAUCGGCGAUUAUGGGCGGUGGUCCUAUGCGGCCACCAAUGCCGCCCCCAGGAGCGCCAGGUGCGAUGGAGCCACGCCCUGGUACGAUGGGGCCUGGUUUCAAGGGGCCUGUGUCCCCGCCCGGUGCACCGAAUGGUCCCGGUUCAUCGGAUCUGCGUAUGGGUCAACGUGGUUCCGAUUCGCUACACCCCCCCAAUUCGGCACCCCCAGGCAAGUCAGCCUCUGAGCGUAAAACGCCGUCGAGGCUUUCGUUUUAG